AUGGCCGUCGUCAAGGUCACAAAUAAGGGUGUAGACUUAGCCCGUCGCCUCAUCCCCAAGGCGCGCGCUGCUUCAACAGCAGCAGUGAUUGCGCAGACAGCCGCAAGACAUGGCAUGCCCCCAGGCUUCAAAGCCAAGGUCGGUAGGUUAGAGACCUUUACUCUUCCCGAAAGAGUCUCGGGGUCUGUAUCCGACAAGGCCAUCGCAGAUGCCAUGAUAGGUGCCUGGCGCAGAGAUGGCAUUCUCCAAAUUGGCAUGUCCAAGCCACAGCAGAGAAUAUACCAAGCCGCCAAUGCCGCAAGCAGGCGCUUCUUCGCCCAGCCGCAUGUACUGAAGCAAGCCUGUGUAGACGACAUGAGCUACUCGGGAUAUAUUGCCUCUGGUGAAGAGAUCACAGACGGUAUUGCCGACUACUCAGAAAUCUUCACCGUGACCAAAGAUCUUCCGCACACCGAUGAGCGGGUCGCCCGAGGCUGGCCGUGUCAUGGACCUUGCCCAUGGCUGGACCAGCACAUGAAAGCAAUCAUGACCAAAUACAUGAAUGAUUUGGCCGAAUCUGGAGAGAAGCUCCUGCAGCUGAUCGAAAUGGGACUGGAUAUCCCCACAGGAUCACUAACGAGAUACACAAACGAUGGGUGGCACCACAUGCGCGUCCUGAGAUUUCCGCAAAAUGAUAGGACGAACGGCAAAGGCAAGAAGGGGCGAGGCAUUGGCUCCCAUACUGACUAUGGCUUGCUUGUCAUUGCAGCUCAAGAUGACGUUGGAGGGCUUUUUGUUCGGCCACCGCAUGAAAAUGAACGAUUUUCCAACUGGGAAAAGAGCUCGGCUGGCCUACGGGAAAAUGAGGCCGGAUGGGUGUACGUGCCUCCGGUUGCUGGUACAUUCACAGUCUUUCCAGGCGAUAUGAUGCAGUACAUGACCAACAACGUUCUGCAGUCAACACCGCACAAGGUCGGGCUCAACGUCCGUGAACGGUUCGCAUUUGCGUACUUUCACGAGCCCAACUUUCGUUCCGUCAUACGGCCGCUGCCGGGUCACAAUGCCGGACAGUCGCCAAUUGAAGGAAUCCAUUACGGCACGCAUUUCACCAACAUGUUUCUGAGGAACUACCCCGACCGCGUCACCACUGCUCGGCUUCGAGAGGAGGGUCGGUAUCGGCUACUUGAGUCGGAGGAGCUUCGCGACGGCGAUGACGUACUGUGA
This is a messenger RNA of Trichoderma aggressivum f. europaeum, 1203 nucleotides long. RefSeq lists its product as uncharacterized. Bases 1 to 1203 code for a protein of 400 amino acids. The record is from RefSeq and is a predicted model, not a curated record. Gene Ontology annotation, molecular function: 2-oxoglutarate-dependent dioxygenase activity. NCBI's taxonomy places the organism in Eukaryota, Fungi, Ascomycota, Sordariomycetes, Hypocreales, Hypocreaceae. The transcript has 4 exons.